Molecule: messenger RNA, 1842 nt
Organism: Saccoglossus kowalevskii
Lineage: Eukaryota; Metazoa; Hemichordata; Enteropneusta; Harrimaniidae
Product: heat shock 70 kDa protein 12A-like
Source: RefSeq, a predicted model, not a curated record
AUGGCAUCCCCGGUCAAAUUCAGGCCACUGAGUGCACGACGCGCUCAAGAAUACAUUGCUGUGGUAGCAAUUGAUUUUGGAACCACAUACAGUGGAUUCGCAUUCUCGUUCAUUAAAUCCGCGUACACAGACAGAGAUAUUUACAUGAAUAAAGAAUGGGGCCAUGACCACGGUCUCAGUACACUCAAAGCUCCGACUUGUAUCCUCCUUACACCGGAACGAGAAUUCGACUCUUUUGGGUACCAAGCACAGGAAAAAUAUGCAAGUCUUGAAGAUGCACAAGAUACCACGUUCCUGUUUUUUGACAGAUUUAAGAUGGAACUUCAUAGUGAGAAAAACGAGGAAGUUGGAGGAAGUUUGAAACUAAAAGCAAGAAAUGGACAAUUGAUGGAUGCUAUAGACAUAUUUGCUUUUGCUAUAAAUUUUUUGAAAGAAAAAGCACUCGACGUUAUCAAAGACAGAGCUGGAAUUGAAAUAACGUCUGCGGAUAUUAGAUGGGUCUUGACAGUACCAGCAAUAUGGAGACAUGUAUCAAAGCAGUUCAUGAGAGAAGCAGCAUAUAAGGCUGACCUAGUUCCUGAAAGCAAGGAAAAUCAGCUUAUUAUUGCCUUAGAACCAGAAGCGGCAUCUUUACAUUGCCGCCAACGCAAGAUGCGAGAGUUUGUUGAGGAGGAAAAGAAUGAGGCAUGUUGUGCAGAUGUUAUUGCAAAACCGAAAACAAGUUAUAUGGUUGUUGACUGCGGGGGUGGAACUGUUGAUGUUACUGUUCAUCGCAUCAAUGAUGAUGAUUCUGUGGAAGAAAUACACAAAGCAACUGGUGGGGCUUGGGGUGGGACACAAGUUGAUAAACAGUUUGAAAGUUUGCUCGUUAAGGUGUUUGGUGGUGAAUUUAUUGAAGAUUUUAAAUCAAAACAUCCUUCUGACUGGUUAGAAAUUAAUAUUGACUUGGAGGGGAAGAAAAGAUCUGAUAGACCAUUGCAAAAGGAAAAUAAUACAACUAGGAUUCGUCUCCCAAGUAAUUUUAUAUAUUUCUAUUGCACUCAUCAUAGACAAAAAACUAAGAGCAUACAAGAUUUAAUCAAGGAACAAUACACUAAAUCAGAUGUUAAAAUUAAUAGAGACUUCCUUUGUAUUGGGGCCGAAGUAAUGAAAAACAUGUUUAAAGAGGCAAUAUAUUCAAUCGUCAGUCAUAUAAGCAUGUUACUUGAGAUGCCUACUAUUAAGUGUGUACAAUAUAUAUUUUUGGUUGGUGGGUUUUCAGAAUCCCCCUUGUUACAGUUAGCGGUUAGAAAGAAAUUUGAAAAUCGAGCUCGUAUUCUUAUCCCCGAGAACGCGGGUUUGUCUGUUAUGAAAGGAGCUGUAAUGUUCGGGCUUAAGCCUGAUGUCAUUCGGCGUAGAAUUUGUAGGGAAACUCAUGGAUGUGGCACAUGUGCAAAAUUUAACCCUGCAAUACAUAACGAAAAAUACAUGUUCAAAACAUCCAAUGGUGAUAUAAUGUGCAACAACUUGUUCACCAAAUUAGUCACGGUAAACGAAGAAGUAAGAUUAGGUGAAAUACGAAAUUUCACUUUUUGCCCAGUGGAGACUUCACAAUCAAAAGUUGCUUUUGAAUUCUACACAACCAGUAAAUCAAAUGUAAUGUACGUUAAUGACCCGGGUGUGUACAAAGAGGGAACAAAAAUAGUAGUGGAUAGUCCAAAUAUUACGAAAGGUCUUGGUCGUGAUAUUGAAAUAAGAUUAGAGUUUGGGGGUACAGAGAUAAAAGUCGAGGCCAGAGACGUAGAAACAGGUGAUGUAAAACCUGCUACCCUUAAAUUAUCUACUACAAAUCGUAGUCCUUGA